AUGAGAAUCGUCGCGGCUGAAGAACACUUCAGCUCAACGGCCUUCGAUGGCCAGCUCCCUGCGCAUCAUCCGGGUUUUGAAUGGCCUGUGUCGCAGUUGCGGGACCUUGGGGUAGGCCGCAUCGCCGAUAUGGACAAAUAUGGAAUCAGUACACAGGUACUCUCUCAGACAGUCUACGACGUGAAAGACAUUGAAAGAUGCCACAAAACAAACAACCAACUGUUCGAAGCUGUCAAAGCACAACCAGCGCGAUUCGCCGCUUUUGCAUGUUUACCUACCGCGCACCCGGAGAAGGCGGUGGCAGAGUUCAGACGAUGCAUCAGGGAACUCGGGUUCAAGGGAGCUCUCAUCAACAACACGGUUGACGGUGAGUUCCUUGACAACCGGAAAUACUUUCCAAUCUUCAAGGCAGCCGCGGAUCUUGGGGUUCCCAUUUAUAUCCAUCCCAGCUUCCCGAGUCCGAAGGCCCUCGACGUCCUAUUUAGCGGAGACACCAUCUCGCCAGAAGCUACCUUCAUGGUAUCCACCGGAGCCUGGGGAUGGCAUUCGGAGGUCGGUCUCACCGUAGUCAGACUCAUGUCGAUAGGGCUGUUUGACAAGCUGCCCAACCUCCAGAUCAUCAUUGGCCACGGUGGCGAGAUGGUUCCGGUCAUGAUUGGCCGCAUUGAGGAUACCCUCGGAAAGGUGAUGAAGAAGGCAGGGCAAAGAAAGGGACCGCUUCAAUGCUUGCGAGAGAACUUCUACAUUACCACGAGUGGCAUGUUCACCACGACGCCGCUCAAGACGUUGGUUGAUGUUAUGCCGAUGGACCGGAUAUGCUUCUCCGUGGACUAUCCGUAUGCGUCAAAUGAGGACGGGAAACGACUCAUUGACAGUAUUGAGUUUUUGGAUGCGGAACAGAUGAAGUUGUUUACUCAUGGGAAUCUCGACAGACUGUUGGGACUAGGUUGGACCGAAAACGCAAAGGCCAAGAUGUAA
Colletotrichum gloeosporioides is the source of this 978-nucleotide messenger RNA. RefSeq names its product Decarboxylase orsB. Gene Ontology annotation, cellular component: cytosol; cytoplasm. Bases 1 to 978 code for a protein of 325 amino acids. Gene Ontology annotation, molecular function: hydrolase activity; carboxy-lyase activity. The record is from RefSeq and is a predicted model, not a curated record. The transcript is spliced from 2 exons. Gene Ontology annotation, biological process: secondary metabolic process. NCBI's taxonomy places the organism in Eukaryota, Fungi, Ascomycota, Sordariomycetes, Glomerellales, Glomerellaceae.